Molecule: messenger RNA, 27805 nt
Organism: Pelobates cultripes (western spadefoot toad)
Lineage: Eukaryota; Metazoa; Chordata; Amphibia; Anura; Pelobatidae
Source: the annotation of a GenBank genome assembly
AUGGCGUGCAGAUGGGUUACCCAGGAGACUUUUGACGACAUUGUGCGUGAAAACAUGACAGAGUUUGAAAUGGAUCCAGAGGAAGCAUUGAAUGAUGCUAUCCAACAACUUGAGUCUCAAGGUACUUUUUGUGAAAGUUUGCUCAUGAAUAUAUAUGUGAACAAAUACACAGUUCCGUAGAACUUAGUAAAACUAUCUUCAUCCCCUAAAGUGUGUGUAAAUAACCGCUAAUUGAAGCGCCAAAAAUGCCCAGUUCCAGGUAAUGUUCCCAAAACCUAUGUUGUGCGAAACAGAUCUUGCUUUAUAAUCCAUGUAUGUCUCAAGGUACUUUUUGUGAAUGUUUGCUCAUGAAUAUAUAUGUGAACAAAUACACAGUUCCGUAGAACUUAGUAAAACUAUCUUCAUUCCCUAAAGUGUGUGUAAAUAACCGCUAAUUGAAGCGCCAAAAAUGCCCAGUUCCAGGUAAUGUUCCCAAAACCUAUGUUGUGCGAAACAGAUCUUGCUUUAUAAUCCAUGUAUUUUUUAUGUUGUUUGAUAAACACCUUCAAUGUUUGUAAAAUAUACUCUGAAUAUUUUGUCUGAAUAUAUAUAUAUGAUGUUUGGGUGGUCCAUGGCUGGUCAUUGGUAUAGUCAAAUUAAAACCCGUGCAUUGGCACAAAAAGCUGUUUUCAAAACAAGAACUAAAGCAUGCAGUAAAUUUGAGUUGGAAAUCUUAAAAAGUCAUAGCUGUAUCUGCCUACUUAGGUAUUCAGCAUGACCUUCCGGAAGAAGUGUGGAAACACAAACUUUCACAGCUGUAUUUUUCCAAGGCCUGCCUUUGAAGAUGUAGUUUAUCCAAAAACAGAAAGUUGUGAGUACAAACUUAAGAUCGACAAGUGCGGGAAAAAAAGGCCAAUAUAAAACAUCUUUAUUCCAUCUCAAACAAUUAAAUCUCAGUCACGAUGACAGAUUUUAUAAUGAUGGCUUGCUGACUCCUUUUUUUUUUUUUUUUUUUUAAACUUGUUCUCAAGUUUGUGGUGGCAAUUUUUUGUUUUAGGGUUUCCUUGCCGUGUUUGAAGCGGUGUGGGAGACCACAGUGUAAAUCUUGCGACACCCGUGGCCGUCAGAGCGUUGCCACGGGUUACCGUGCAGCACGCAGACCGUGAGAUUUACACUAGGAGCUGACAGGGAGCUGCAUGGAGGUGAAGGGAGCUGACCGGAGCUGCUACAAAGGUACGUAACAGCUUGCUGCCGGCUCCCCCCCUGCACAGCCCAUGCCACUGGACCACCAGGGAUUAAGAUAGCCCCCCUCCCUGACCAGGUAACAAGCAGGGAGGGGGGACAAAAAUAAAUAUUAAAUAAAAUUAAAAAAAAUAAUAAUAAUAAUAAAACCGCCCUCCCCUCCACCCAGUUCACACACACACACUACAUUAUAUACACACACACUCAUACAAACACACACUCUGCAUUAUAUACACACACACAUUCAUACAAACACACACUCUUCAUUAUAUACACACACUCUGCAUUAUAUACAGGAUUAUGUUCCAGGAUCUUACCUAGGUAAAAUCUGACAAAAUUAUAAAAAUCACAGAAUUUCAUAGCCCCAAGUUUUACCCUCGACUUAUCCACGAGGCAUAGCAUAUUUCACAAUUGUUGGUCACAAAACUGCACUCGACUUAUACACGAGUAUAUACGGUACUUUAAAAGUUUUUAUCUCCUGCUCUGUGAAUUAAGUUCUAUUUAUUUACAGGAGGCUCCAGCAGGAUCAAGCAAGCUUUGAGCAGAGCAGGAGAUAAGAAAUUCUAAAUUAAACAGAAUUUGCAAUACUGGAAGUGUUAACAUUAAAUGACUCUUUACAGGACGUUUGUAGGAAGGCUGUGUAAGUCACGUGUGUCACAAGGUGUGCCUAAGGCUGCAUAAACAAUUGUGAUUUAACUCCUAAAUGGCAGAAUAUGGAACAGUGAGACUGCAGGGGCAUUAUCUAUACAAACAAACUGCUUCAUUAAGCUAAAGUUGUUUUGUUGAAUAUAGUGUCCCUUUAAAUUUUGAUCUUUCCACAACUUUUUAAAGGAGCAGUCAAAACACUAUAAUCAAAAUAUUGUAGAUUUUAUGGUGCUAGUAGGUUCUGGGCACUGUCCUGAUACCAGGGUUUACUAAGGCACCUGUAGUUCGGCCCUGCUCGCCGUAUUGCUAGUGUAGACAUUCCACUUCUGCAUUAAUAGUAUCAACUUUGUCAAUAUUUCAACAGCACUGAUUGGUUGUGGUUAUGGUACGUUGACUAAACUUUGUAAACUGUUUUUCUCCUUUAAAUUAGGUGUUGAUUUGACCAACAUAGUUAAGGCUGUGCAGAAACCUUGUGGGGAAAAUGAAACUGAACCAAGUCAUGAUAUUCUGCAGGUUGGUAGAGGAAGCUAUGUAAAAUGCUGAAUUAAUUGAUUUAAAAACAAGUUCUGCAAAAAGGUAUUUGGAGCUCAUUGUCCUCUAAAUUUCUCCAGAUUAAAGCAACACUAUAGGGUCAGAAACACAAACACGUAUUCCUGACCCUAUAGUGUUAAAAUCACUAUCUUGCACGCCCUCCCCACCAUGCCCCCCUAAAUAUAUAAAAAUCUUAGCUUUAUUCCAGUCUGCUAUUGCUGGCGCUGUCCCUGAUUUGCCUCCUUGGCUGACAUCAUCAGAAGUGAUGAUUUCCUAUAGGAAAGCAUUGGAUUGGCUGAGAUGGUCAAUUCCGAUGAUCUCGGCCAAGGAGGCUGACCAAAAGCAUCUCUAUAGGGAAUGUUCAGAGUCUCUAGACAGAGGGUGGAGACACAAGACACUGGAGGUGACCCUAGGCCGUAAUGUAAACACUGCCUUAUCUGUGAAAAGACGGUGAUUGCUGCAAAAAUCCUGUAGGGACUGACUAUACUCACCAGAACAACUACAUUAAGCUGUAGUUGUUCUGGUGACUGUAGUGUCCCUUUAAACCCUCUUGAUUUUAUGAUCGCUGAAAAACCUAAUGGGAGGCAUAGGGGCUUGCAAACUCUAGUACAUGGUAUAUAGAACAACUUGGAAGAUGUUUCUUUGAAUUUUGCAAAUUUCCAAAAUUCAUACUGAAUUUUUUUUUUUUUGUAAAUCUCUUUUUAUUGAGGUUUUCAUAAACAAAAGUACAAAGAGGAAGGACAGUUGUACAUAUGGGACUCGCAGGUCCCCAGAAGUGAGUAGAGCAAGAGAAAAAAAAUAAAGAGAGAGAAAAAAUGAAUGGAAGAAAACCAUGUAAAACACAUGCAGUAGAAGUGAACGUGAUGUGUUUAAAAGCCUUUAUGUUCCUAGGCUAGUUGUAGCUCUCAGGUUUCCCAACAGUGAAUAAGUCAGCCAUCGUCCUGUCGCCCACGGUCUCUUCUGUGAUCUGACAGGGGAUGUAGCGUUCUGCUUCCUGACCAACCGUUAUUGUACAGCUAUAACUUGUAUUACGGUCUGCCCGUACCUGGGCAGAUGAGCUUUACCAAGCUCUAUAGCAUACAGCUCUUGUCCCUGUUCUCUAGUUGGAAGGCGUGGGUCUUUGGCAAUCUAAGGGGUAUGUAUCAGUGUAUGUUGGGGAACAUUUGGUAGUGUACUUUUUUGAAGUCUGCUGACGUAUGUGAUUACUUGUUGGUUGUGUGACUGUAGUGUGUGUAUUGAAUUCAUACUGAAAUUGGUCACUUUUAGGUCUGUCCCUUGAAAUAUUUGAGGGUAAAUUAUUUGAACUAUUUUACUACCUUUGGAUUUUAUUUCCUAUCUUACAGUAAUUGUUUCUACAUCUGAGAAUCUGAGAUAUGCCCCUCUAGGCAACAUAACCAGUGCAGUGGUGUGGAUGCAGUGGUCCUGUCAUUUUAAACCUAUAAUUUCAAACAGUGCAGUUUUCUUUUUGGAAACCACCUCUUCCUGACAUCCACUAGAUGCACUUCCUUCUUUAUACCGAAUAAAACUGAUAGCAGCAUUUCAUUGGAGGAGCCUUGUGUUUUUAUGAGACGCAUCAGAUUGCAUUACAUUUCCCUCCCUCCCCCAAUCAGACGACAUCAGCGGAGGCGAGUGAGCACUGUAAAGAUUUAUUAACCCUUACACAACCGGGAGGCAAAUACAAAUUUGUAUUCCUAGCACUAUAGUUUCUCUUUAACGCGGCACUGUCAUGCAGAACUUACCUUUCCCCCAAUCAAUUCCUCUUCUCUCCUUCUGUCAGGAUCUGUUCUUUAUUUCUUAAUGUCUGCUCUAGUUUUCUUUGAAAUCAUAAGACAAAGUAGGGACUAUUUGUCUUAUGGAGAUUUCCUACGCCUGACUAGCUAUGACCAGUAGAGGAGCAAAGUGUGCUUCCAACCGCCCAGGGGUGGGGGGGGGAGGGCAAUAUGUCCGUCCGUCCCCCUUAUUCUAAUUUAGGGGCCCCCCAUAUUGUUAUUUAGGGCCCCCACCUGCUGCGCGGGGAGGACAAUAGAUCCCCCUUAUUGUAAUUUAGGGCCCCCACAUGCUGCUCAUGGGGUGGGGGGGGAGGGCAAUAUGUCCGUCCGUCUCCCUUAUUCUAAUUUAGGGGCCCCCCCUCAUUGUUAUUUAGGGCCCCCACCUGCUGCUCGGGGAGGACAAUAGAUCCCCGCAUUUUUACUUAGGGCCGCCGCUCAUGGGUGGGAGCUGCGGGGGGGCGCGACGAUAGGUCCGCCCCAUUGUCAUUUUCGGAACGGGUGGGGGCUCGGGAGGGGGAAUACUGGGGUUGUUUUGUUUUUUUUAACAGUGAACAGCCACAGGCUGCUCACUGUUUAAUAGACAUGCCCCUGCUUGCGGUAUAGUGAGUUUAGAGAGAUUUCUUUGUUUUAUGUAGCUAUUGCAUAACCAUAAAAAAAAGAUAUAAUAAAUGUGGAUAGUUUUCUUGCUUAUCAAUUUCAUGUGCCUAUUUAUUUUUUAGCUCUUGCCUCAGAUAAUAAAUGAGUGGUAUUACAGGAUCUCUCAUGUAAAGGAACAUUACAUAACAGAUUUGAAUAACAUUGCAAAAAUGGUCUCGCUGGAGUUCAUAUACAUGAGACCCUUUUGAGUGGGCAUUAUCCAAAUGGUUGUUUACUGAUCUUGAUACACACAUUCAUUUGUUAUACUUAAAGGGAAACUAUAGUGCCAGGAAAACAAACUAGUUUUCCUGGCACUAUAGCUUCCCCUUCUGUCAAGGCCCACCCCAGUGAUGCAGAAAGGGUUAAUGAACACUUCUGUCACUUACCUGGCUCCAACGCUGAUGUCACUGGGCACUGGCUUUGCUUCGCCUACGCUCCUCCCCCGCUGGCGGGCAUCUGCAGGCAGGGGACACUUAAUGCGUAUGCGCAGCAAUGGCCGCGCUUGCAUUAGGAUUUCCCCAUAGGAAAGCAUUAUUCAUUAUUCAGCAUUAUUUCCUUUCCCAUGGGAAUCCCAGCUACGCUGGAAGUCCUCAUGCAUAGCGAGAGGACGUCCAGCGUCAUUUAGACAACCAGUAGGGACACUUUAUAUACCAAAACAACUUUAGGUUAAUGAAGCAGUUUUUGUAAAUAGAUCAUGACUCUGACGUUGCACUGCUCAAUUUACUGCCAUUUAGAAGUUAAACCACUUUUGUGUCUGUUUAUGCAGCCCUAGCCAGACCUCCACUGUCUGUGACUACACAAUCUGCAUGGAAACAAAAUAGUUUAAUUUCAAUCAGAUGUAACUUGUAAAAGUAUUAAUCUCCUGCUCUUUAAUUACAUGCAGGAGGCUCCUUUAGGGUCUAGCAAGCUAUUAAUAGAGUAGGACAUAAGAAAUUCUAAAUUAAACCAAAUCUGCUAUAAAGGAAGUGUAAACAUUAGAUGACUCUUUAUAGGAAGUGUUUAGGAAGGCUGUGUCCCAUGCAGGGAGAUGUGGCAAGAGUUGCAUAAACAAAGUGAUUUAACUACAAAAUGGCAGAGAAUUGAGCAGUGACACUGCAGGGACAUGAUCUACACACCAAAACUGCUUCAUUGAGCUAAAAUUUUUUGGUGACUAUAAUGUCCCAUUAACCCCAGCAGGUAAUUAUUGCAGUUUAUAACAACUGGAAUAAUGACAUGCUUGGGGUUAAGGGUGAUGGGAGUUUGCACCCAGACCACUUCAAUUUUGACAUAUUUAAAAAAUAAAUAAACACCAUUUAAGGCCCAUGGCAAAUAUCAAGAUGUGAUCUUAAAUUUUCUUACUACUUUUUUUUUUGUAUUCCUGAUAUUGUGCUGUAUUGCAGUCUGAUAUAAUUUAUUUUUAUUUUGGCUUGUUACCUUAAUUUAUAAUAUUGGCAGUAUUUCUACUGAUAAAUUUGUUUCAUUAACAGUCUUGUUCUAAAAUGCACUUUUUUUUUCUUUCAAUAAUAUCUUAAGAUUUUUUCUCUCUAUUAUUUUGGUACAAUGCUGUUGCGUGUACGUUGUAUUAAAUGCCACUCUUGCAUUGCAGACGCUUGGAUCCUUGAGAGACAGUGUGGAUUCAUCCUCUUUGAGCAGUGUUUCUGAGCUCCUCGUAAAGUUUGGGGACCAGUGCAAAGAAGGGAUGGCUCAUCGUUACUUAGCAGGACAGAAAUCAGCCUACCCCGUGGUGCUGUCCGCAUGGAAACUCUCAGAAGGAGACAGAGAGGCUCUGCUAAAUGCCCUGUAUGCCAUGUCCUGCCUCACUGAUGGGCAACCUGAUUUACUGGAACCUGUUGGACUGCAGAUGCUUAUUCAGGCUCUACAGAACCAUGCCAGUGAUGCUGAGGUUACACUGCUAGCUAUUCGCCUUACACGCCAUGUGUGCCUGAAGCAUGAACAAAAUAGGCAAAACCUUGUUAAGGCAGGGAUUCUAGGACACCUAACUACAGCCAUAGUCAACCAUGUUUCAGACCCAGAUGUGGUGCGUGAGAGUUGCUCUGCUCUGAAAAUUAUGACUUUUGAUGAUGACAUCAGGGUUCCUUUUGGCCAUGCCCAUGAACACGCCAAGAUGAUUGUUAUGGAUCAAGGAGGCCUGAAGCUUUUAAUACAAGCUGCACAAGGUAGAAUGUUAUAUACGUUAAGACCAUUUACUUGUUUUGUGUUUACCUGUUCUGAAAGAAUUCUAUAAGUUGUACACACUCAGCUGUAAAUCAGACCGCCAGGAAGUGCUCUGCUUGUUUGCUUUGUGCUGCGGCGCAAAGACAAAAUCCUGAUGAAUAUUAUUAUUAUUUUUAAAACAUCUCCCAAGUGCAUGUUUUAUGUUUUUGUGCUGUUGUCAGGUGUACUGUAGGCCAUGUCCAUGAAAGUACACAAAUUACAAACACGCACAGUUUAUUACUAGGGAUCAACUGAUAUUGAUUUUUUUAGAGCCGAUACCGAUAAUCUGAACUUUCAGGCUGAUAGUCGAUAACUUACCAAUACCGAUAUUCUGUACAUUUACCGUUUUGAAAAAAAAAAAGUUUUACACAUAUCUACUAUUAACCGAACAUAUUUAUUUUAAUUUUUUUGCAAAUUUUUUUUUAUUACGGUAAAUGCACAAAAUAUACAUGCCAGUCAGAAUUAUUUAUGUUUUCAAGAAUAUUUGUGUGUGUGUAGUGGAUGCAGUGUGUGUUUGUGUAGUGGAUGCAGUGUGUGUGUGUGUGUUUGUGUAGUGGAAGCAGUGUGUGUGUGUUUGUGUAGUGGAAGCAGUGUGUGUGUUUGCGUAGUGGAAGCAGUGUGUGUGUGUUUGCGUAGUGGAAGCUGUGUGUAAAUAUGUGGGGUAGGAAUCUGGGGUAGAUGGGUGAGCAGGGGCACUGGGGUAGCUGGGGAGCAUGGGGCACUAUGGUAGUAGGGGCACUUGGGUGGAUGGUGUUGUAGGGGCGCUGGGCUAGAUAGAUGGGGAACACGGACUCCUUCUAGCUUACCCCACACUUACCAGUUUGGGCCACAUUUAGCCCCUCUAAGCUUCGCCCAGCCACAUGCUAAGUUUUUUUUUCUUUCUUGACUUAUAUUGGCAUAAAAGUGCUCAUGUACAGACAUACAUACACGGAAGUGCAUUCAUGAAAAGGCACACACUUUCAUGUACAGAGUUGCAGCAAAUUAAAUCCGGAGCUGUUAAUCAAAGCUUCAGGUACAUUUUAUUCAGAGGUAAAGCAGCAAAACAAUCACAAACUGCUAUAUGUAUGACGACAUUAUAAAGCUAAUUAUAAACUUCACUGGCUGGCCUUGUCAAAUGUAAAAAAAAAAAUUUACACUUGUGUCAUUGGCCAUAUUUUUUCCUGUCAGUUUUGAGUACAAAUUUGAAUAACACAAUGCUUAUUAAGUGAAAAACAACAUUACACAUUGCAUUAGUCUCAUCACCGCCUAAAUAAAUGCACAAGUAAUGCCAAUGCAGCCCACAAUAACAAACCUCCACAUUUGUGAAAUGAUUUAUAAACAUAUGGCAUCUAUCUUAUUAUUGCUUUUAAAUUAAGUCAGUGUCACAGGCUAGGAGGUAAAGAGGAACCCUCUGGAAAAAAAGUUCUGUGAGCAGUGUGCUCUUAACUUUUCUCAAAAUCUGUGUUUUUAUGGUAAACAUAGCAGCUAUACAAAAAUAUUUUGUAACAUUAUUGCAGCAAAAAUAUUACUAUGUAUUGAGAAAACAAAAAGGUAUAAAUUCUGUAAGACUAGAACACUUAUUAAAGCACAGCUGUUGCUAGGGUUUUUUAAAAUUAUUAUUAUUAUUAGAAUCCUUUCAGCAUGUAACUAAAAGAUAUGGCAUAUUUCUUUUAAUUAAAUGUAUGUAAUAUACUCCUACUUUCACAGAACACUAGAUCCCUCUGCCAUAUUCAUACACCUUCGGUAGAAGUAAGGUAGAAUCUGACUGUUUGGCUCCUUCUUCACUCCCUGCACAGAGCUGUGACAUCAUCAGUCAUCGCCCUGUGUAGGUUUUUAAGCAGGGCAGAGCUGCUGUAGAGUCUGGUCCAACCGAUUCUGUAACAUUGGUCCGGAUGAGGAAAUCACAGAUUUUCCAGAAUCAUCCAUACCAAUCUACAGAACCGGAAUCGCAAACUGUCAUUCAUUGCUAUUUGCAAGUAAGUGAUAAAUUGAAGAACUGUUUGUCCACUGACAGCACUAGCAGCCAGUGCGUAACUAGUUAUAACCCCUAUAGCACAAGGGUUAAUUAUUUGAUGGCUUUCCAGCACUUGUUAAUCAGCCGCCAGAUGGAAAAACAAAAAAUAAAUAAAAUAUUAGUACAUAAAAAUCCUUUGAGGGUCAGGACCCCAUAUUUCUACAAUGGAAGUAUUUCCCCCACAAUUCCUUUUUUGUGUAUUCAACAUCUCCAUGACUAUGUGCAUCCUUUUGAAAGCUCUAAUAAAAGGCAAAUUUUAAUAUAGUUAAACCAGAGCAGGGGACAUGUAGGGAAGAAAGUGAAAACAUGUUGCAGUUGUCUGUUAAAAAUCAUUAUUAAGCACCCCCUGGAGGUAAUUAUAGGCACUACAUUCAGGAAACAAGCAUCUAGAACAGGGAUAGGCAACCUUCGGCACUCCAGCUGUUUUGGACUACAUCCCCCAUAAUGCUCUUACACCCAUAAUGUUGGCAAAGCAUCAUGGGAGGUGUAGUCCAAAACAUCUGGAGUGGCGAAGGUUGCCUAUGCCUGAUCUAGAACUAAAAGAAUCCUUUGUAGUAGUUGAGUGCAACACUAGCCUAUCAGGUUGUCUGUAUACAGGCCAAGUCUGUUUAAGUUAUGUAAUAUUACUACACUAAAAAUACAUCCUUUUGGCAAUCAGGUCUGAAAGCAUACCAUGAAGAGUGGAGUGCAUUUAUGAAGUAUAUUUUUGCAAGAUAACACGAAAAUGAAGCAAAGUACAAAUAAAAUAUAAUAAAUGAGUCAGUAAAAGUAGUGCUGCAUAAUACACUGUAAAUGGAAGAACAAAUGGACAUAUUUAGCAUAUGUAGAAAGGUGAAUCUAACAGCAUCUUCUAGGUCUGAAACGGUUGGGUUGGGUGGAGAGAGCCUGCAUCUGGGAAGAGGAAAUAGAUGGAUAUUAUAUCACUCUAAGAUCAUUGGUCUACUACAAGUAUGAGUGAGAUAUGGAGAAAGGAUUGGAAGUAUAUUUAACAUGUCGACAUGAUACCCAUGUGUAUAAGCAUUUGGCAUAGUGCUUAUCUCAGGAGGACGAGCUAGAAUCUGUUAUAGUAGUAAGAAAAGAACACUUACAAAAUCUGGGGAUCUGUAUGGGAAGAGAAAAACUUGUAAUGAGUCAAAUCAAAGUUGCUUUGUGUUCCCAGUAUUGGACAGUUUUAAGGCUGUCAGGGUCUUACCUGAUGUGGAGUCUGGUAUGCAGAGAUAUAUGCUUACCCUUGCAAAUAAACACAGACCAAGGUGGUCAGGUAAGAAUUCAACUGGCCUGUGAGUCUGCACUGGGUCUGUGCAGGGAUAUACUCCAAGUCGCAGUAAAGGCAAGGACAAACAGAAGAGUAAUCAUGGAAAGCCAGAGUUCAGAGAAAUCGAAAAAACAAGCCAAGGUCAAAAUCCGGAAUCAGUCUGAAGAACACUGGAUCAGGAUACGAAAACAGGAACCAAACUGCAGAACCAGAGUCAAUGAACUGACACUGCCCUCAGGGAGAGGCAGUGUCUUAUACCUGGCUAAUGGGUGAUAAUCUACAGGUUGACCAUUAUUGACAGGAGCAGUCACAGGUUAAGUCCAGCCCCCAGUGCUUGAGACAUGGCAAGGAUAAGCUUCAGGCUAAAUCAAGAACUGAAGUGGCUCAGAUGCAGGAACACAGGCUUAGAACCACAAAGUACCCGGGUUCAAAUACCCUGUUGGACACUUCUGGGGCGACCUCGUCUGGCCGUCUGGAUGGCACGGUGAGAACCGUGAUAAAGGCAUGUGCACCAAGUGUGGUGGAUUGACCUUGUAUUUUAAUUGCAUCUUCAGCAAAUAGUACUGGAAAGGGAAACUAACAUGUUUUUAGUGAAAUUUUAGUGAAAAUGCAUGUUAGACCCUCUUUUGGAGGUAUUAAAGUAGCAAUUUAUCAACUAACAAUGUGACCAGUAGCCAAAGAAUUUCUGCUCGAGUUGUUAAAUUAGUACAUUGAAUUUGUAUUUCCCCUAGGUUGUGCAUGGCACCAGCGCUGGUUAUCCAUUGCAGCUCAUGGCUGCUCUCCAUGAUAAUUUGGAAUUUUGUACAAAGAUAAUGGGAUAUGUAGUCAGAAAAAUACACAUACAUUUAAUUAAAUUAUUUUAUAGGACGUUCCCUGAGCUUACUUUGUCAUCUUGUAAAAUCUGUCUGAUGAUAAAGAAAAAAGGGAAGGGGGAAUGAAAAUAUGAGAGAAACUUAAUUUAUUUCAAAGGAUAUGUUUUUUUGUUCCUCCCAGUGAACUUAAUUUACUUAUUUAUUUUGGUUUGUAUAUUUAUUUUAUUUACUGUCGGUUUGAUUGAAAGAUAUGAUGUGUUGUUCUACGCAUUUCUUAUAUAUUUGAAAAUGUCUUAAAAUGUAUCAAGUAUGCAACAUGUUUAGAAAAUUGCUGAUGUCCAUAGAUACACUAGUACUUUUAGAUUUUAGAUACAUUUUACAUUAAUCGCAUAGCUUUUCUUUAUACCUAUAUGCAAAAUGGCCACCCAUGUAAGGGUGUUAAUCUAUUCUGUUGUGUCCUGGUAAAGGAAAGAUAUGCCUAUUUGAGUUUCACAGAAAGUGUCUCACUCUCUAACCUUUGUAACCCACAGGAUUCACAGAUAAUUCCAGUGUCCUAAGUGAAAUUUGUGGAACUAUCUCCCGUCUCUGUGUUCGGAAUGAGUUUUGCCAAGAUGUGGUCGAUCUUGGUGGACUGAAUUUCAUGGUGGCCCUUUUAGCUGACUGCAUUGAUCAGCAGGUAAUGUUGUGGCAUUCUGCUUACUGUAUUACAUCUUUGAGCCUUUAACGUUUCCUACAGUCAAACCUCUGCAUUAAAGGACCACUAUAGGCACCCAGACCUUAAUAAAAUGGUCUGGGUGCCAGGUCCUUCUAGGGUUAACCCUUUUUUUUUUUAUAAACAUAGCAGUUUCAGAGAAACUGCUAUGUUUAUAAAUUGGUUAAUCCAGCCUCUAAAGCCUCUAGUGGCUGUCUCAUUGACAGCCGCUAGAGGCGCUUGCGUGCUUCUCACUGUGAAAAUCACAGUGAGAAGACGCAAGCGUCCAUAGGAAAGCAUUAUGAAUGCUUUCCUAUGAGACUGGCUGAAUGCACGCGCAGCUCCUGCCGCGCAUGCGCAUUCAGCCGGAGAGGCGGAGGAGAGCUCCCCGCCCGGCGCUGAAGAAAGAGGUACGUUUAACCCCUUCCUCUACCUAGAGCCCGGCGGGAGGGGGUCCCUGAGGGAGAGGGCACUAUAGUGCCAGAAAAACGAGUAUGAUGGUGAGGCUGAUUUAAAGCAUUCUUUCAGUUUUCCUUUCCUUGUACCCCAUUGUAUCUUAAGGAUCACGCUCCUAUAAUUGCCUUUUUAUUUAUUAUCUUUUUUUUCCUUGCACUGAGUCGCAAUAAUCUGGUUGCUGCCAGUUUAUUCUCUGUCCAUGAUAUCUGCAGUUUGACCUUCUGUGAGAUUAUUUUCUAUUGCAGGUAAAUUAGUUUGGCAACAGAAUUGCAACAUUGGUUAUCAUGGCUGUGUCACCUCAAAUGUGUCUUUCUUCUAUUGUUUACUUUGUUAUUCCUCUGUCAGAAUCUGUAAUAUUUUUUUUCUUAAUUUCUGAUUUAUUUCUGUUUAAAACACAAGACAAAGUAUUUUUCAUACUGUUGACAAUCUUGACAAGGGGUUGAGAUUAAAGGAGCACUAUACACAAACAUGCAUUCCUGACCCUAUAGUGUUAAAACUACCAUUUAGUUGAAUUGCCCUCUUAAAAAUGGUUAAAACGUAUCUUAUUUCCAGCCCUCCACGGUUCUGCAGACGCAGGCCCUGCCCCUAAUCCGCCUUGUUGGCUUACAUCCUCAGAUUUGAUGAUCUCCCACAGGGACAGCAUUGGGUAGGCUGAGAUUGCCAAGGAGGCAGGCGGGAGCAGGGCCAAACGCCGCCAUGGCCAAUCUGCAACUUGCAUCAAUGCAUCUCUAUGAAGAAAGUUAAUUGUCUCCAUGCAGAGCAUGGAGACGCUGAACGUCAGUGCUGCCCACUCUGUGUUCAUUUUCAGAUCACUGGCCAUGGUUUAAAUUCUGUUUUGAUUAUCUGAAAGCACUGCAUCUGCAUCUCUUAUACUAAAGAACAAAUUCUGUUUGGCAAUUAAUUAUAAAAUAGGUUUUUAAAUGUGUUUUCCAAUAUACUCUUACUUUACGGACUACCUGUUUACUUUUAUAUUCUUUUUUUGAAUCUCAGGAACUUGUAAAGCAGGUACUGAGUGCCAUCAGAGCCCUAGCUGGGAACGACGAUGUGAAAGAUGCUAUUGUGAGCACGGGUGGGACUGACCUAAUUGUCCUGGCACUUUCACGACACCUCUCCAAUGCUCAGGUAAAUUGCUUGACCUAUGACUUAACAAUUACAGGGUUAAUAACCAAAGUGAGAAUUGUGUGGAAUUCAAAAUUAAUUUCAAAUGUAAGGCCAGAAUAGCAAAACUGGAAGCAUAGGUGACUUGAGGAAAUUUUCCAGUUCAGCUAUUUGGCCUUAAUUCACUCUGAAUCUACUUUGACUUUCCAACAAUUCUCACUUUAGUGAAGAGCCCUGUUAGUAUGUAGUAAGUAUCCGUAUCUUUGUGUACAAACGCAUUUCCAUUGAAAGAAUGUUGCUUUUGUUAAUAACACCUGAUAAAAUCAUGCAGAUUUACCUGGAGAAGAUGAUAACCCACCAGAUAAGUUGUGAGUUGGUGAGUGAUAAUACGUGGUACAAUAUCCCAAAAGCUGUUAGUGUGCAGAAAAUCUCUUGGUUUGCUGGUUAAAUGUAUCUUUAUUUAUAUGUUUUUCCUCUAAAAACACUGAUUCCGUGAAAGAAAUACUUGAGGUUACAAUCAGGUUACAAAAUGGAACAUGCCUCUUUAAGAAACCAGGAGGUAUUUUGCACAGAAUUACCUAAUAUUUUACUUGCAAGGUUAAGUAAUAAAAAAAACAACACCCCCCCAACACCUACGGUUGCUGUCUCUUUUGUGCAAAGAAGAUCAACCAGCAUUUCAGUUCUUGACUGUCGUUGUGGGUGUGUUCUGAUAUGCAGAUGGCAUUGGUUUACUCUGUAAAGCAGUGGGAACAAACUGUAGAGUAGGCUAUUAUUUUUCAGACAUUUUCCAUGUUCUUUUACACACUGGUUUGGUAUAUACAUUUAUUUGCUCGAAAUAUUCUGAGUGAAUGUAAACAUUAAAGUGAGAACCCUUUUCAUUGUGCAUGUGAUGUGACAUGCGUACACUACAUGCAAAGUAUGGAUAGAACUGAUAUAAGGUAAUACAGAACAACAUUUUUCAAAUCCCAAAUUGCCAACCUUUGUGGGCUUUCUUAAUAAGACAGCAAUUUUUACAAAUUGACAUGAGUUUGGAUUCCAGGUCUUCUUGCACAAAUGACAUGGACCAUUUAAGUGUAGCAAUUUAUAUUCUAAUUUUGGACUUCAGGAUCAUGGAGUAAAUAUAUUAUGUAAAUGUGGACUUUACUCUACCACACUGGGAGUAGUUUGAUAGUUGUAGAAUACAAGUUGAGUAUUUUGGAAAUUCAAGUUUAAAUUUAGGGUGUGACUUCCUAGUCAUCUGGUAGUGGCCCAAGAUUGUGGAAACAAAAGGAUGUUUUGGGUGAAUAUUGGCAUGCAAGAGUGAAAAUUGUUUGCAGAAGGAAGCCUGUUACAAUGAUAAAGCCCUUAUUUUCUUCCUAUCUCUUUGUAAGUUGGAAGUGUUGCAUUGUUAAGUAUAUAUGCUAGUAAAAUCCAUUUCUUCCCUUGCAUUUUUCUAAUCCGAAUGUUUGAUUUAUUGUUACACUGAAACGUAGACAAUAGUUAAAUUGCAAAAGUAGAAAGGGGCAUUCACAUAUUAAUAAAUCUCUAUCAAGAUAUGAUUGUCCUGUUACGAUAAUGUGGAAAAGGUAGAUUGAUACAUUGCUUUAUAAAAUAGCUAGGCACUGUCAAUAAACAUUUUAGAAGACAUCACACUAUUUAUUUGAUGCUUGAGAAAUCAUAAAAUCUAGGAGACAGAAUCCGCCUAUACAAUAAAUUGUAGCUACAACAAAUUAUUAAAGGACCACUCUAGGCACCCAGACCACUUCAGCUUAAUGAAGUGGUCUGGGUGCCUGGUCCAGCUAGGGUUAACCCAUUUUUUCAUAAACAUAGCAGUUUCAGAGAAACUGCUAUGUUUAUGAAUGGGUUAAGCCUUCCCCUAUUUCCUCUAGUGGCUGUCUCAUUGACAGCCACUAGAGGCGCUUGCGUGCUUCUCACUGUGAUUUUCACAGUGAGAGCACGCCAGCGUCCAUAGGAAAGCAUUAUGAAUGCUUUCCUAUGUGACCGGCUGAAUGCGUGCACAGCUCUUGCCGCGCGUGCGCAUACAGCCGACGGGAGGAGAAGAGGAGGAUCGGAGGAGGAGAGCUCUCCGCCCAGCGGUGGAAAAAGGUAAGUUUUACCCCUUUCCAGAGCCGGGCGGGAGGGGGUCCCUGAGGGUGGGGGCACCCUCAGGGCACUAUAGUGCCAGGAAAACGAGUAUGUUUUCCUGGCACUAUAGUGGUCCUUUAAGUUUAUCCCUGCAAGUGCGCUGUCUUUGCACCAUACUUGAUUCUGGCCUCACCUUUAAGCCUCACAUCUAGUAAGUUGCCAAAUCCAGUAGAUUCCAUCUUAAAAACAUAGCCCGCAUCUGCCCCUUUCUUACACAAAAUGCUACCAAGGAGUUUGCCCAUGCUCUAGUAAUUUCCUGCGUGGAUUAUUGUAACCCUCUCCUAAUUGGUCUUCCCAAAAACCGUAUUGUCCCACUACAGUCUGUAAUGAAUGCUGCCACCAGACUGAUUUUCCUCUCUAGUCUGUCAUCUCACACCUUACCCCGCUGUCAGUCCUUAGAUUGGAUUCCUGUAUCCUAUAUGAGUCAAUUCAAAGUGCUAACCCAUACCUAGAGGGCACUGACCAAUUCUAGCCCUUAUUAUUUCAUAACAGAUCCAUAGGUAUGCCCCCUCUAGGUCUCUCCGCUCUGGCCGUGACCUUUUCCUGUCCGCUGCAGGACUUCUUGCGGGCGGCUCCAUUCCUAUGGAAUAGCCUGCCUACCGUCAUCAGACUCUACCCUAGUCUUCAAUUGUUUAAGAAGUGCCUUAAAACCCAUCUCUUUAGGAAAGUUUAUGGCCUCCCAAAGUAACCUUAACCUCACAUACCUGUCUCUUGUUCUCUCAUAAAAGGCAGCACUUUACUCUAUCCUCCGGCUCUGCUACACUCCCACCUUAUUUGAUUGCUAUUUCCUGUCCUAAUGUGUUUUAUACCCCACCUCCUAUAGAAUGUAAGCUCGUUUGAGCUGGGUCCUCUUCAACCUAUCGCUCCUGUAAGUUUUCUUGUAAUUGUCCUAUUUAUAGUUCAAUCCCCCCUUCUAAUAAUAUUGUAAAGCGCUACGGAAUCUGUUGGCGCUAUAUAAAUUGCAAUAAUAAUAAUAAAAUUAUAUUCUUUAAUGCGCAAAUGAUGCAACAAAAUGUGCUCAUUAUUUCUUAGUUACAGGAGUAUAACACAGAAUAAACACUACUGCCCAUUGUUUAGAGUGCCAGGAGUACCCCGAUGCCCCCUCCGACUCUCCCAGUGUAAGUAGUCAAACCAUUUCCAAAUGGUGCCAUGUACUAUGUAAAUCGCCAGCAGGUGUAUAGAAAGAUCUCGCCAAACGCCAAAAGUAAUUCAGCAUGGUGAGAUGCAAUAAGGGUUAGUGUCCCUUCUAAAAGUGCUGAUUUCAAUAAAUAUUAGCACUUUGAUAAAGCUUCUAGUUUUCACCCUCACAGCUGUUAAUCAGACAGCAACAAUAAGAAGGGGGCUCUUCAUCUCAAGUUUUUAGAACUCAAUCAAAGCAGGGGUUAGUCUUCUCAAAGAGAAACAUUGAAUUCAGUACUUCUACAUGAGAAGCAUUGAUGCACAGCUCAGCAAUGCUCCAGCAAUAUAAAUAAAAGUUGUUUAACUUAAGGACCAAACUUCUGAAAUAAAAGGGAAUCAUGACAUGUCACACAUGUCAUGUGUCCUUAAGGGGUUAAUAGUGAUUCUAAUACAUAUAUAUAAAUCAUGUUUGACAAACCUAUUACUUUCAAUAAAAUACCCGUGCAGAGUUGGGGGAGGGGGGCUGCCUAAGUAACAUGUGCUGGGGCUGCACUUUAAAUGGGGAAUUACAAUUUCAUAGAAGAAUAACACCAUCUGCUGGGUUUCAGAAAAUCUCAUGAGCAUUAGAUUACUAAUCUCCUACUAAACUUAUUUAUUUAUUUUUUUGAGUAGGAACAGAUUGGUUACUCAAACUUUCCCAAUCUUUUGAACUGAACAAUACAUAGUGGGGCUGGCUGUUUCUACCCACACAGUCUGAUUCUACUCUUGGGCAUCUGCUAUUAAGAUCUGUAUCUGCACCCACGCUUCUUUUGUUAAAAAAAAAAAAAAAUAGUGGUGAGGAAGGAUUUAGGUAUUUUGUAGUGCUUAUCCUUUAACAUUGGUAGGUUUCAAUACAUAACACUGAUUUAUCUACUGCUCAGCACCCACAAUAUUGUUACUCAUCUGCUGAGCUUUAACACAAUUCUUUCCAUUUGCAUAGAACAAUAAUGAUUGUUUAAAAAUUAAUCAUUAUUACUAAUAAUAAUAAUGAACAAUUUAAUAAUAAAACCAUGCCCAGCCGGGGAAUUAUUAGGCUGACAUUAACUUUUCUUGUCAAGAAGUUUGUGAUGAUUCUUUGGAAACUUGGUAUCUAUGAACUGCAAUCACUUUAUGUGCUAGCUAUUCAGCUCAAGAAAAUUAAAGUUUGACAAUCUUAAGUUUGCAUUUACUUGUUCAUGCUUUACAGAAAUAUUAUUUUUGUUCUUGGGAAAAGGGUGACAAAACCAGUACAUACAGUAUGUUUUAUCUUGACAUAUUUUGCUUUUGUGAAUUUCUAAAGAAGAUUUUGAUAUUUCUAGGAUUGCAGCUUCCCCAACAAAUGUCCCAAAAUUCUCAAUAUAAUGUGUCAGCUACCCAAACAUCUGCACUAUAUAGGGUAUUGUAGACUGCUAUUGCAGCCUGCAAACAUGUCCUGGAUCAGAGCGGGCUUCUCCUUCUAAAUGCAGAAAAAUAGGUAAUGCCCAGGUAGAAAAGUAUGUUUCCGUGCUUGUGAAGCUCAGCUCUGGAAAGGAAGGUAGCUUGGGGGGCUCUUUAUCUUUUUCCAUUGCUUUAAAAAUAAAUCCUGAUGCUAUAAUUGAGUAGCUAUUUAUUCGCUGUGCCCAUUAUGAAGUAGAAACUUCGUAGUCAUCGUACGCUAUGUACUGCUUCUCUCCCUGCCUCUCUCACAGCUAAUGAGCUGUCAAGAUGUGAUGACAGCCCUGGAACUCAGCCAGUAAGGAGAGAGUAGUCUCUCAGUGGGCAGGCUCAUCUUAUUAUUUUAGUGUAGUGAGAGACAUUUAUUUUUAAAAUUGCAAACACUGGCCAUUGUUUUUAGGAACGGAUAUAGGUUCCAGGCAAAAGAUUAUUUGUAUUUCAAUCAUUUUGUCUUUUAUAUAAACUUGUGAGCAGUGCUUUUCAGUAGUACUCAAUCAGUUAAAGUGAUCAUUUACAUUUUAUUUAAUUUUUUUUUUAAUUCUUUAUUUUUAUUGUGCACAAGAUAACAUAAAAGCUGACGAUGCCACAACAGCAUAGUACAAGCCCAUUAAAACAAGAUUAUUCUCAUAGAUGGCAUAGGAUUAUUGGCACAUUUUUGUAUUUUUUGAGGAUAAACAUACAUCGAGUUGUAAGCUACCAAAGUGACAAGCAGUAACAUCAGCAAACUUAACGUAGUGGGUUUUGUGAGAGUAACUUAAUAAAAUGCAUAUUCUAACAGCAUGGCUGGUCUGAAUAGUGCUACACAGCUAACUGGUCUGAAAUAGGCAUUGAGGUGGCAUGUUAUGCUCCCUGAGCGUUAUGCUAAGCCUAUUAUAAUUGAAUGAUUACAUCUAGUAAGAUAAGUUUUUCCUUAGUAAAAGCCACUGGGUCUCCUUGUUUCAGGCAUCCCCCACUCUGCUAAGUUAAGUGUUUAGUACAUGGCUCCAGGUAUUCCGCCAUCAGGCGGUUUUGGUAGUCCCACCGCAUGUUCCCGCUACCAGCUUGGUCAGUUGUGAGGUUCAGUCCCAUAAUGUGUGGAAGUUGGUUUGUGCCGCUCCGCCAGCCCUAAAUCACACCUUGGAUCCAGAUCCUGCGCUGUCGGAGCUGGUGCAGGUUCGACCUCGAGAUCACUGAGGGGGUUAAAUCUUCGUGCUGUGAGGUGAUACUCUGCACGGCUCACGGAGUUGUGGUUUGCGUGUCGGGCGACAGCUCUGACUGUUGGGAGUUGGAACGUGAGUGUCUUAGAGUUUGACACCUGCUCUCUGUGGCAUAGAUGUGGUAGGUGUACUAGGAGUGGGCGCCGUUCCGGCUUUAGUGUGGUGUCGGUUUCGGGCACGGUCUGCCGCCAUGUUGUUGUAGACUGCUGGGUAGGCCCUUGUUGUAGUGCAGCUUCAGACUCUCCAGUGGAGGCCGGGUUAACCCCCACCGCACCAAAGAGAAGGUGUGUGGCAUCAGAAGAGAGGGGGAGAGCGGGACAAGUAAACGACAAAGUCUUAGAUCACCCCUGCGGGCUCCAAAACUCCCAAUCUCAGAGUCCACUGCGUUGUCCAAUGUCGUGUACCAGCUGCAGGUAGAUUUUUUUUUUUACUUGGAUUGUGUGUUUAAGUUGUGUUUUUCAGCCAGAUUGACAGAGUGCCUCAGGAGCUUCUCCUACAUGCGACCAGUCAGCAUGGCGGCCCGGCCCCGACCCCAUUUAAAUUUUAAAAAGUAGAAACAUAGAUAGAAACAUAGAAUGUGACGGCAGAUAAGAACCAUUCGGCCCAUCUAGUCUGCCCAAUUUUCGAAAUACUUUCAUUAGUCCCUAGGCUUAUCUUAUAGUUAGGAUAGCCUUAUGCCUAUCCCACGCAUGCUUAAACUCCUUUACUGUGUUAUUUUGACUUUAGGCACUAGACAUGUAAUUAUUGUAAUCUCCCUACAGAUCUGCGAUCAGGGUUGUUCUGCUCUAGCAAUGCUCGCUCUACGUAAACCUGAAAACUGUAGAGUGAUCAUGGAAGGCGGUGGAGUACUGGUUGCACUCCAAGCAAUGAAGAUACAUCCACAGAGUUCAUCUGUCCAGGUAACCCAAGUCAAGUAAUUCGACAAGUGUUAUCUUAUUUGUAUUGUUACAAUUUUAAUCAAUGGAUGUUCACUCACUGUACAAAUGUCUUAUUCUUACACAACUUCUGAUAGUAUACCUGUGCCGGUUUUGUUGCUGGAGGGCCUCUAAGGACAUUCUUGUUUGACAGCCCCACCUUAUUUUGCAAUCUCUCCUCUACUACAGUGUUUAUCUGCCUGGUUUGCCAGUGAUUCAGAGAAUAGAAAUCGUGCCAAAAAAACACAGGAGAUUCUAAGUAAAUUCAGUCUUAAUGCUGUCACGAGACGCACACUGCCAGCUGCAAGUUAGAAAGACACUACAAGCACCAUAACAGUUUAAGCUCCUUGCAUGUGUUAGCAUGCAGGAAGGUUGCAUGUCCCUGUAUCCACGCACACAAUUGCUCGUAACUACAUGAGUGUUCUACAGUCACUGCAGCUACAUCACUGCUAUUCCUUCUGUACCCAACGUCAGAGGAAUACUUGAUAUAACGGAUGUUAUUUACAUAUGUACUGUAUAUUGUGUGAUUACUUAGCUCUCAUGUAGAUAACAGCUGUUCCAGAUUCACAGAAUAACUUAGUUUCCCUCCAGGUUAGAGGCAGUGCAGUAUAACAGGAAUAUCCACCAACACUUGACAGGGAUACAGGCAGACAAUUAGAUAGAUUUAAAAAAGUUAUGCUGCUCCUCAUUCCCAUCACCACAUAGUAUACAACCUUACACAAACCCCAAAAUCCCAGUUCUCUGCAUGCCUUAGACAGGAAAGGUAGGCACUCACGUUCAUGUUUUUUUUCCUCUGUUGAAGGUGAGGAGGCUGUGGCCAAGGGGGGCUCUGCUUAGGCUGGGUAAAGCUAGCUCUAACAGUGGGCCCAGUUCUUCCUUCUUUGCAUAGCGUUGGCACGCACAUGGUCCACGCUUUUAUUAUUUCCACCUAAGUCCUGUCUGGUGCAGAAAUGGUGAAUGUGUGUCGGGACCGCACUAGCUGUGAAACGCAAGUAGGUACUGCAAUCCCAAAGAAAGGCGCACAAUUCAAGUCCCAGAACUGUGGAUGCAGUUUUACCAGCAGCAACUAUGUGUCUGCCUGGUGCUUUCAGCUCUGUUGCAAGUGUGCUCUCACCAGCCUUCCAGUACACCCUAAUUAUUAUUAUUAUUACUUUUUAGUAUGUCUAAUACCAAAACUCCUAAUAAAAUGUUGGAAAAGGGAAAACAUAUCUCCAAAACCAAACUUGUGGUAUGUUGUUCCUGCAACCAGCCAAAGCCUGAUGGCUAUAAAAGUUAAAUUUGUAGUCUCUGUGCCAAGGAAGCAGCUGAGGAAGCUAAAAAGUCAGAUAUUUCUUCAAUUCUGUCAUGGUUUCAGAACAGUUUACAAUGUACCUUUUUUUGGAUAUUAGGUCAGCUGCUGAUCAAUCAGCCCAAUCCUCUAUGCCUACUGAAACAGUAUUUAAAUCUCCUGGUAAGAGCAAGAAAAGGAAACUGGAAACAGACAGAAUCCAGCUCAGACUCUUCUACAUGCUCAAUUGAGGAUUCUUCAGUCUCUUCAGAUGAAGGAUAUUAUUUUCUUGAUAAGAGUCUACACAGACUUAUGCAAAGAAGUUUAACACCUUAUGGAAAAUAAAGAUUCUGCUAACGAUCAGAAAUCUGUUCAUUGCAAGAAGCUCGGAUCUUAUCCCUUCUGUCCUAAACUGAAGGAACUGAUGCUGAGGGAAUGGAAAUAUCAAUUAAGAAGCCAUUUUAAUUAAUCAUUUUAAAACUAUUUUGCCAUUAAAGGAGAGAACAACAAGAAAUCAUAAGAUCUUCCUAAGGUGGAUGCGCUGAUUGUACAGUUUGGGAAACUGUACUUUUUUUUUUUUUUUUUAACAAGGCUGAAUCAUCUUUACGUAAAUUAUAUGCCACUUAUGCUGCUCAAAGUAAAGCUCUUAUUUCAGGUACAUCAGUGGCUAAAGCUCAACAUAUUUGUCUGUAUUCCCUAAAAAAGAUGUACAUGGGGAAGUCCAAGAAGGAUCCUUUGAAACUUCCACAGAGCAUCAGAAUUGCUUCCGGUUUCCUUUCAGACUCUACUUCUGAAGCUUGUAAGCUGUAAGCUAAAUCUAUGGGCCUCUUCACAGCAGCUAGGCGAACAGUUUGGGUCAGAAAAUGGUCUGCUGACUCUGCAUCGAAACAUUCCUUGUGCGACCUGCCUUUUGUUUAAGGCAGGCUGUUUCGAUCAGAUGGAAUAAGACGUUCUUAUUCUUAUAGAGAUUCUUUUCGCAAACCUAAUACAAGAAGAAAACAGUGAUAGCCAUUUGACUAUAGAAAUAGUCUUUCCCCCUCAACAGCCGGGAGGUGUACGGCGCGCGGGGGGGACGCCACAAAUGGACGCGCUGACCGGACCCGGCUGGGGCCGCGGGGGCACAUCCGGGCGAGCUAUGUAAACUGGACACAGGACAGAAGGACACAGACACUCCACCAUGACCCAACAAGUAUCAGACUACACACACAUCCAGCUGAUCAAACUUAGAAGAGGAGACCGGGAGCUUGUAUAAGCCCUAAAAUACGAGCAACACGAAACCAGGAAACCCCCAGAAAAAAAAACAAAAAACGACACCUGACCGACCACCCCGCAUGAACCCAAUACCACGAAACAUGGCCUGAACCCCAGACGCACAGACAAAGUUACCCGAACCCCAAACAUACACUACACCCAGGUAGGGCACAAGGUUGACUGCUGGACAGUAUACUGGGGGCACACAUUAGCCAGCUGCCUACACAGAGGUGGUGACCAGCAACCUCCGAGCAUCUGAACCCCAUAGUCCACAUACUUAGACACCCUCCCCAAAGCCAUGGGGCAAAACCAUAUGACAAAAGAGACCUGGAGGUACCGGAGAGACAUGUGGGAAACAGAACAGGGCGACAGACACACAAGAGGUAUUAAAGAAUAACGGCAGGCAACAAACCUGCCCGGAACGCUACGAACACCCCUUCACUUAGAAAACACGUAAUGGGUAACUCUACCUCAGAUAAAGUAGCCAGUGUACAAGUUAAACCUGGAUGGAGUACCAAGCGAAAGUCUAUCCAGCUCAGACAAUGAGCCGGGAGUACCGGACGGCUAUCUACAUUAGACACAUUAUAACAACAUAAGUGACAGUAGGUGCCCUCACACUGCGAUCUAUUGAGCAUAUUCCGCACGUCCUACGACAUAAAACACCAAAACGACACACCGAAUGCAAGACUACACAACCUAGUAUGGUGUACCAACGACUAUACUGACCCAGACGCUACCAGUAGGAUGAAAUACUGACCCGACGAUUCACACAACGGGGUAAUUCCGAUAGCCUACCACAGGCAUGAGAUAGAGGUAGUAAGGCAAGGAUACCCCUCAAUGGUGAGAGGUAUCUCAGUUCACUAAGAGUUACGUAUGAGAAGAACGGCCAACUCACACACUCGCUACCCGAUUUAGCCACAUUUAGACUCAAAGAGUGCAAUAAUUGUAUACAAACAUACGAGAAGAACCCACGUACUACUGUAUAACUUUGUCUAUAUGUCAAGGUAUUUCUUUUGUUAUGUUAUGAAAAACCAAUAAAAACAACAUAAAUUUAAAAAAGAAAUAAAGAAAAAAGUAAAUUCAUUGUAUAAUCUAAGGGUUGCAAAUUAUGAUGACAGGAGAGGGAAGACAUCUGGCAUUCGCUAUACAAUGAGGAAAACACUACCACAGACAAUUGGGUCCUUUAUAUCAUAAGAAGAGAAUACCAAGUGAAGUUCAGUGUUCUCCCUCGAUAAUGUUCAUUCUGUCAAGUUGGCUACAGUCCUGUUUGCAGAAGUACAAACUCUUAUAAAGAAAGAUGUCAUAGAAAAUGUUCUUCCCACAGAAUGCUUUUCAGGAACCUACUCAAGACUCUUUUUGGUACAAAAACUAGAUGGUUCUUCCAGGCCUAUCUAAGACCUAAAAUUAGUAAAUAGGUGCAUUAAAAUGAAAAAAUUCUGCAUGGAAGCCAGCAUUUCCACUUAAAAAAAAAACUUCUGUUUCGUCUGUCUUCAGUGCCUUGGGUUUUUACCUAUGUACUGGUGGUCAUCAGAGCUGCAUUACAUAAAGGUCUCCUAAUUAUUCCAUACUUAGACGAUUGGCUCUUCACAGCUUCCUCAAGAGAAAAACUUUUAAACAUAUCAAAAUCCGAGCUGGUCCCCACCAGAAGUAUUCAAUUUUGGGGACUAAUCAUAGAUUCCAUUUGUAUUAAUAAUUUUCUCCCAACAGAAAAAAGAAUGAACAUUGUCAGAUCAAUUGUGGAUCUAGAAACAAAGGAAUUCUGCACAGUAAAAGAAGCAAUGAGGUUGUAGGGUCUUUUUACAUCCACAAUUCCAGCUGUCAACUGGGUCAAGUAAAAAUGCAACCUCUACGGGGGGCGGGGCCUGACCGCCGAGCUGGAUGGACGUGGGGCACCUCAGCUCCUCCAUGAAACCCACAAUCCUAGCCUUAAAAAUAUUUCCUUUCCCCUGAAAAACCACCCAGCUGCAACUAGAAGGCAAAGGGGACCUGUGCACAACUCUCGGUGUACUUACCGGCCUCCGUCCUACCGGCGAUGAAAACUGCUGGGCGGCUGGGAUUGCGGCCUGUCGUGAGGCUCUGGUGGGAGAUGCGGCCGGUCUCCCGUGCUUAGUCCGGCGGGACCUCCCACGCGCUUACAGAGGGCCCCGUUCUCCCCCCCUGUGGGCCGGGGGGUUUAUCCCGGACCCCACCGAGGAGGCAGUGACCACCCACGACUCCUGAGCGGCGAACCGAGCAGCCAGAGACCGCAUGGUGAAAACCAAAAUGGCCGCCGUGUCCAUCACAAGCUGGAGAAUAAUGGCGGCAGCCGUGGAGCAACGAACCGAAAGACACCUACAUGACGCCUCUAAGGAGCGCACAAUCAACCUGCUAACACAACUCAUGCCAGCAUUGUUGAAGGCAACACCUCACAGGGUAACCGGCAGGGACUCACGUGGGACUAUAACCCUAAAUAAGCGCAGAGGCGCAACAGACAAGAGACACAAGCUCCCUUAUUAUACCUGAGUAUACUAUGUCAUACUGUCAUGCAUAGAACUAGUGCAAUUGCGCCUAGCCGGUAGACCCACAUGUACAACAACAAAAUUAUUAAGCAUACCUGCUAACUCAGAGACUUGCUGCUCCCUGGUGGUCAAAAAGCUAAGUUUAAGCAAUGAAGAAAUCUAAAUCAUAUAUUACGUCUAGAUAUACUACGAAGCUACCUGUUAAUCAAAGUAUUAUAUAAAAAUGUGCACGUUACUCAAUAACCUCAAAUGUUAUGUUUGAAAAGUUGCCAGAGGACUGCCGUUGGGGUACCUCGAGCCAAAGUGUAACUGUCUUUAUGCACUGCAAAAAUAAAAAAUUUAAAAAAGAAUUAAAAAAAAAUGCAACCUCUACAAAGAAAUAUUCUGGCAGAAUGGAACAGAGAACUUCCUCUCUGGAUCUGCUUAUGAGGGUUUGGCCUGCCACAAUUAGAAAUUUGUAGUGGAAAACCUCACAGUUUCUGUUGGAGGGUCUUUCAUUUAGAAUGAGAAAUCACAAAAUCAUCACAUGCACCAGUUGUCAGUUAGAGAGCACAUCUAGGAACAUAUGCAACAAAAUGGACAUCUCAAGCUUCCCAGAAAUCAUCAAAUAACAGGGAACAUGCACUUUCAGCCAAUGGAUGAUUCUAAUGUCAAUUCUGUGCAUAUUCUUUGCACAGAGGAUCAUUCAUUCGCUGAAAGUGUUCAGCUGACUCUCUCAGCCAAUGAAUGGCCAUCAGGGAUCGACAUCUAGCUUCUUGCGUUCUGCAGAAGCCAGAUGCAUAUCACCCAGCAUCAAAGAAGGAUUAUUGCCUGACAGUAACCUGGGUAGGAGAGCAAACCAUUGCAGUUUACGUUUUUUUGUUGUUUUUUUUAAAGAUAUUUUGUUUAAACAGUUUAGUUAAUAAUCAUUGAUGUUUAUGCAAAUAUUCAGAUUUUUAUUUCAGUUAAAUAAAACAAUUAAAGUUUUCCAAAUAUGAGUGAUUAACCUAGUUCACCUCUAUCUAUCUAUCUAUCUAUCUAUAUAUAUAUAUAUAUAUAUAUAUAUAUAUAUAUAUAUAUAAAACAAAAGUAUUUAUUAUAACUGUUAAACUAAUCUAAAAAGUUAUUCUAAAAUUUAUAUAUUCAUCCGGUUGGAAAUAUUAAAAUUACAACAACGAGCAAGAAUGAGUCUUUGUUUAUUAUUUAUAUUUAAAUUGAGUCUUACUGAUAAGCGAUUUAAAUAAUAAAUUUAAUACGAUCUACCCUGAUUAUUCUUAAAUUUUCUUUGUUUUGUUCUUUGUUAUACUUUAUUAGUUCCUAUGAAACAAAUAAAAAAACUUGUUUCCAUGAAAUGCAAACUCCAGUGAACCUGCUUCCAGUUUUAAAUGUAAAUUGCAGCAUAUGUAGAGAAUCAGCAGUGGGAAUUAUCCAUGGGAACAAUUUGUCCUCUAAAAGAAUAGUGCUGGUUAUGUUGUGUCAAAAGUGAAACAUUGUUUCAAAAGGAGAACCAUGACUUGCCCACAAGGAUACAAAUUAUAACCCUAUAUUAAAGCUGUGUUAGGAGUGUUCCCACACAUGCUAUUCAGAUAUUUUUCGUCAGCUCCCCCGUCUGACGUCAGCGGAGCGGAAUGAGCACUUCAUUGAGCUGAAGUGGUCUGGGUGACUAUAGUGUCCCUUUAAAGGACUGGAGGCUAGUAGAUGAUGACACGGGGUAGGGAAUUCCAUGGGAUGUGGCAGGCCUUGAAAAAUCCUGCAGAUGAGAGUUGCGAGAACAAAAGGAAAAGGCUGCUCAGAGAGCCAAAGGAAUGAUAAGGGGGUGUAUUUGUUAAGUAAAGAAGAAAUUAAGUGAUGGGUGUUGUUUUUAAGCGCUUUGUAGGUUAGUGUUGGCAGUUUGAAUUGGAUCCUGAAGGACAUUGGCAAAGGGGUGAGAUAUGCCGUUAUUUACGGAGAUGAUCCUCGCUGGAGCAUUCAUUACAGGCUGAAGAGAGGCAAUGAGUAGUGGGUUGCAAUAACCAAGUGGGGAAAUGAUGAGUGCAUGACUCACAUCAUAAAUUGAGAAAGCUAACCUAUCUCCUCAAUAGAGCUAUGUAAUGGAACACCGCAGUGCUUCUAAAUAGCUCUAAGCUACACAAAUUAACCAGUAACUCUGGACUAGUGGGGUUGUCUGUCCCAUUGUCUGUCCCAUUCAGCUGUGCUGAAGGCAGAAUAAAAUCGCAUGCCCGGUAUCUAGAAACACAAGCCCAGGUCUUGGGUAAAAGGAAUUUUACAACCCUGCAUUUACAGGAAAAUAGAACGUUUCAUUUUAACAAAAAAAAUUAUAGGUGAUUUUCCAAUAUUGUUUUCAAUUAUGUAAUUUUCAGAAGUGUAACAGUUCCCUUUUAAUACCAACAGAUUUAUGGCAAUUGUUUUAACUACCAGAUUUGCAAAUCUUAUGUAUGUUGUAGAUGCCUUUUGAUUACCAAAAGUUAAUGUAUAUGUCUAUCUCUCUACAGAAACAAGCCUGCAUGGUAAUCAGGAACUUGGUCUCCAGGAAUAGUGAUUUCUGUCAAUCUAUAUUGGAAAUGGGAGCAGAAUCUCUGAUAGUAAAAGCCCGCAGCACACACAAAGACUGCGAUGACGUGGCCAAAGCAGCUCUGAGAGACCUCGGCUGUAAUGUGGACUUACGAGAACUAUGGACUGGAGAAAAAGGAAGUUUGGCACAAUAA